AUGGAAAAGUACAGCCAGUUUCGCGAUCGAGGCACGGGCAUCGCGCCCUUCCUCCCGGUGACGACCCCGCUGACGGCCUUCUCGGCCGUGACACACACACUCCUCUUCCUCUUUCGACUGCCUUUCUUCAUCGCCUACGUCGUGAGCUACUUCUUCCUCUUCCACUGGCUCCCUCUCCCCGUCGUCGCGCGAAAGGUGGCCCUCUGGGGCCUCAUGGCCAUCCCAGGCAUAUGGUGGGUUGACUUGCAGCUGGAUGGGGUGAAGCGGGGCACCUUGGCGGACCAGCCGCGCGACCGCUUCCCCCACCCGGGGUCCGUCAUCGCCGCCAACUUCACCAGCCCCAUCGACCCGGUGUAUUUGGCCGCCAUCUUCGACCCCAUCUUCACAGUGUCGUACCCUGGCACGCGCCUGGUUCAGAACGUCGGCCUGCUGGGCGCCAUCUCCAGGGCCCUGGGUGCUGUCCGCACUGAGCCCCCGCCCAUGGCACGCCUCGUCACCGUCGAGCACCUCCUCCAUCUGUACCCGAGCCGCGUCAUCGCCGUGUUUCCCGAGUGCGGUACCACCAACGGCAGGGCUAUCCUGCCCUUUAGCCCCUCGAUCCUGACCACCCCGCCCGACGUGCACAUCUUCCCCGUCAGCCUGCGAUACACGCCUCCGGACGUCACCACCCCUGUUCCGGGACAGUGGCUGCGCUUUGUCUGGAGCCUUCUCUCCCGCCCUACUACUUGCGUUCGCGUCCGCGUUGCAGAGGGUCAGCUCAACUCGUCCACUGCCCUGGACAAUGGCGCUUCCUCGGCCCUGGCCUCAUCUUCCUCCGCCACCAGCCGGGCCGCCGAACCGGAGCUUUCGGCUAACGAGCGCAAGGUGCUCGACCGUAUCGGUGAGGCUCUCGCUAGGCUCAGUAGGGUCAAGCGGGUCGGCCUUACCAUGAAGGACAAGGCCGAGUUCAGUGCCGCCCUCAGAGGGAAGAAGAGAGCCUGA
Messenger RNA from Geosmithia morbida, 981 nucleotides. RefSeq names its product 1-acyl-sn-glycerol-3-phosphate acyltransferase. Gene Ontology annotation, molecular function: acyltransferase activity. The coding region runs from base 1 to 981 and encodes 326 amino acids. NCBI's taxonomy places the organism in Eukaryota, Fungi, Ascomycota, Sordariomycetes, Hypocreales, Bionectriaceae. The record is from RefSeq and is a predicted model, not a curated record. The transcript has 2 exons.